AUGAAAACAUUGGUCGAGGAACAUAAUCACGAAUUGGCACCCCAAGAGUUCACUAAUGUCAUGGCUCCACAUAGGAAGAUCCCAGAAGGGCACAAAGUGCAUAUACAUAGCAUGCAUGAUGCUGGGUUCAAAACAACCCAAAUAAUGGGCUUCUUUGCCCACAUGUGUGGUGGAUAUCGGAAUCUUAACUUCAUUAGUAAGGACUUGUAUAAUUAUAUGCAUGGAGUUAGGCAAUCAAGGAUUGUCGAGGGAGAUGCAGCCGCAGCAAUAAACUACUUGAAGGGCAAGGCUGAGUUGGAUCCGAUGGCAGUUGUGCAGUAUUCUUAUUGCGCUGAGAAGCACCUUGGGCACUUAUUUUGGUCAGAUGGUAACAUGCAGCAUGACUAUGAAUGCUUUGGUGAUGUGUUAGCAUUUGACUCAACGUACAGAAAAAACUUAUAUAACAGACCUCUUGUGAUCUUUUCUGGCACCAACCAUCAUAGACAGACAAUUAUUUUUGGGUUUGGUUUGCUAGAGGACGAGAAGAUUCCGCCCUACAAAUGGUUCUUAAGUAGCUUCUUGGAGGUAAUGAGGCAAAAGGAGCAGAAAUUCGUUGUCACAGAUGGCGAUGAAUCCAUGCGAGAGGCCAUUAGAUGUGAAUUCCCUAGUGCAACACAUAGACUAUGCACCUGGCAUCUUGCUCGAAAUGCAGUUGUUAAUAUUAAAGACAAAGAUUUUUGUGCUGCGUUUAAGACUACUGUGUAUAGUCAUUUUGAUAUGGAAGAGUUUGACAGAUAUUGGGUGGACAUGAUCACGUCAUUCGGUUUAGAGGACAACGAUUGGGUCGCAAAGACAUACGAAAAGAGAGAGAUGUGGGCAAAUGCUUAUUUGUGUGAGAAGUUUUGUGCCGGCAUUGGAACCAUUUCUCGGUGCGAGGGUAUUAAUUCAUCACUUAAGAAAUUUAUCAAGUCUGGGAAUUGCUUACUUGAGUUGGUCAAGAACCUGGAUCGAGUAGUUAAAGAUUACCGGAAUAACGAGUUCAUUGCAGAUUACAAGACUCUUUACUCAAAUCCGGUGUUGACAAUGGGUCUUGAAGCAUUGGAAAGAUCUGUGAGCAAGUUCUACACGAGGGAAAUAUUCUAUGAGGUGCAAAAACAGAUUGAGGGAGUUGGGCCAUUGUAG
Molecule: messenger RNA, 1161 nt
Organism: Arachis ipaensis
Lineage: Eukaryota; Viridiplantae; Streptophyta; Magnoliopsida; Fabales; Fabaceae
Source: RefSeq, a predicted model, not a curated record